UCUCUCUCUCUCUCUCUCUCUCUCUCUCUCUCUCUGAAGGAGGAGCUUCAGUAAAGGUGAAAGAAUCAUUUCAGAGAUCUAAGGGUCUACACAACAAUUCUAAUAUUAUUACAAUCAGUCUGCGAUGGAAGAUGAGACUGUAGCAAGCUCAGAGGUACCAGUCACCAAGGUUGUUAAGGAAACUAAGGAGGACAUAAUCCCAGCAGAUCAUAAGGAGGUCAAGAAGGAAGAAGAAGCGCCUUUAGAUGGGGAAUUUAUAAAAGUCGAAAAGGAAACUGUAGAAAUAAACGAUGUUGAAUCCCAUACAACAUCUCGAGCAUUGCCUGUUGAAGAUGAAAAACCAUCCAUCGUUGAAAAAAGCAGAGAAGUACUUGAGGCACAGGAGAAAGUAAGUGAACUUGAGAGCGAAUUAGGAAAAUUAACCACAGCCCUCAAACAUUCAGAGUCCGAAAAUACCGAUCUCAAAAACCAAGUCUCAGUCACAAACGAGAAACUUGAGCAACAAGAAAAGAAACAUGAAGAUCUCGAAGCCAGCCAUAAGAAACUACAAGAGGAAUUCAAAGAAGCUGAAGAAAGAUAUCAUUCACAGGUUACUACUCUGCAAGAGGAACUUCAAGCUCAAGAGGCUAACGUAAAGGAGCUGGUCAAAGUCAAAGAAUCAUUUGAAACCCUAAACACUGAGCUUGAAAGCUCAAAAAAGAAAAUGCAAGAUCUAGAACAUGAGCUAGGUCGCUCUGCAGAUGAUGCGCAAAAAUUCGAAGAGUUGCAUAAACAGAGUGGUUCACAUGCUGAAUCGGAGACUAAAAAAGCAAUGGAGUUUGAACGAUUGCUUCAGUUGGCUCAAGUGAGUGCGAAAGAAAUGGAAGAUCAAAUGGGUUUAAUCCAAGAAGAGCUCAAAGGUUUAUACGCAAAAAUCGCUGAUCAUGAAAAGGUGGAAGAAACACUCAAGAACACAACCGUAGAGCUGUCUGCAGCACAACAAGAGUUGGAAGUUUCUAAAUCACAAAUUGUAGAAUUUGAACAAAAUAUCUCGUCCCUUGAUAAUCUUCUCUCAUCAACCAAGGAAUCUCUUCAAGCCAAAGAAUCCGCAUUUGAAGAACUCAAACUGAAGCUUCAAGAGGAAGAGAAAGCAAAAGUACUGGUCCAAGAUGAGGUGGCUUCAAUUCGUGAAGAACUCACGAAACUAACAACCGAAAAGGAAGCUCUUAAUGUAGUUGUGGUCGAUUUGAAAACCGAAUUAGCACAAACUAAAAAUCAUUGUACUGAUCUUGAAGCAAAGUUACAGGUGUCGACCGAAAACAUCACCAAUACAGACACCCUUUUGUCUCAAGCUUUGGCUGAACGUAAAGAACUGGAACAGAAGAAUCUUGAGCUCGAGGAAGUUAUUCGUGUAUCGAAAACCGAAUCCGAAGAAGCAAAAUCACAAUCAUCUGUCUUGGAACUCAAAGUGAAAGAAACCGAAACAGAACUCCAACAGUUUUCUGCUAAAAUAUCCGAGCUUACCUCAACACUAUUCACUCUCGAAGAAGAAAAGCAUCAACUAAACCAGCAAGUAAAAGAUUUUACAGACAAGGUAGCUCAGCUAGAAUCUGAGUUGACUCAAUCGUCUUCACGUACCACAGAGCUUGAAUCGGAGCUUAAGAAUGUUGUAGAAAAGGCUGCUGAUCAUGAAGGAAGAGCAAACACGAGUCAUCAACGUAGUAUUGAGCUUGAAGAUAUAAUCCAGAAAUUAGAAUCUGAGUUGACUCAAUCGUCUUCGCAUCACACGGAGCUUGAGUCUGAGCUUAAGAAUGUUCUAGAAAAGGCUGCUGAUCAUGAAGGAAGAGCAAACACGAACCAUCAACGUAGCGUUGAGCUUGAAGAUAUAAUUCAAACGUUGAAUAUAAGAGCUGAAAAUUCAGGUAAAAAGGCGAGUGAAUUGGAGUUGUUGCUUGAAGCAGAAAAGUACAGAAUCCAGGAGCUUGAAGAGCAGAUUAGUACACUCGAGAAGAAAUGUAAAGAAACAGAAGAAGGUUCUAAUGUCCAUUCCAAUAAAGUAUCUGAACUCGAAGCAGAACUAGAUGCCUUCCGAACAAAAGCAACAGCUCUUGAGGCUGCACUCGAAUCUGUCACUAAAAAUGAACAAGAAUUAACCGAAUCUUUGAAUUUAGCAACCACUGAGAAAAAACAACUGGAAGACACCUCGAGGAAGUUAUCAGAGCAUGUUGCUGAAGCAGAAAACCUAGUUGAAGUACUGAGAAAUGAACUCAAGGUCUCUCAGGAGAAAUUGGAAACAGUUGAAACUGAUCUUGGAUCUAAGCUUAAGUCAGCUGAGGAAAAACUUGAGGAGCAAGAAAGAUCAUUGGGAGAAACAGUAGCGAAUUUCACUAGCAGAGACACAGAGGCGAAAUCGUUACUUGAGAAAUUAAACACUUUUGAAGAACAAUUAAAGACAUACAAAGCACAGUUAGUUGAAGCAAACGAAAGAUCUGCUUCGCUAAAAGACGAAUUAGAUCAGCUUUUACUGAUAGAAGCCAAUACAAAAAGUGAGAAUGAAGAUCUCAAAAGAAAGAUUUUGGAAACCGAAGAAAAUGUUACCAAGUCCACCAAUGAGAACGAUAUGUUGGUUGCAACCAUUAUUGAGCUUAAAGACAAAGUCAACGAGCUUGAAAUUUCACUAAGUGGGGUACACAGCGAAAAGGAAUCUGCAGCUCAAGCAAUUGAUUCUCAUGUCAAGACUAUAGCCAGUUUAACCGAACAGCAUUCUAAAGCCACUGAGCUUGCAGAUCUGAAACUUACUCAAGAACUUGCUGCUUACGAGGCCAAAUUGAAUGAUCUGCAGACAAGUUUGACUGCUGCUUUGACUGAAAAAGACGAGACAUUCAGCCACCUCCAUAUCUCCAAAAAAGAAAUUGAAGAUUUAAAAGAAAAGUUCACUUCUGAAGGGCAGAAUCUCCAGUCUCAGAUAUCAUCAUUGAUGGAAGAGAACAACAUGUUGAAUGAAACACAUCAAAACGCUAAAAAGGAGCUUCAGACAUAUAUCACUACACUUGAAGAGCAAGUGAAAGAACAUGCAUCUAAUGAAACGUCUGUAAAAGCUGAGCUUGAAAGUCUCAAGGCACAAAUCGAAGAGAAUGCUAAAUUAUACGACAAUUUAAAGAACCUUGAAGAGAAACUAGCAGCAUCUCAAAAGACCAUUGACCAACAGGAGUCGGAAAGAGAUGCAGCUUUGAAGGAGGUGGAAGCAAAGAAGGCAGCAAUUUUAGAUUUGGAGAAACAAAUCAAAGACUUGCAGGCAGCCAAUGCUAAAGCUAAAGAACAGGUUACUGAUAACUCAAGUGAGAUAAAAUCAAGGGACUUUGGAGCAACAAUGACAACACCAUCAAAGCGCAAGAGCAAGAAAAAUGCGGAAUCAUCAAGCACUGUACAGAAUAAUCAAGCAUCAGCCUCAUCAAACACAGUACAAAAUCAAGCAACUGCUCAUGAUUCUUUUGGCACAAGCAUUAAGUUCAUCGUGGGAGUAGCAUUGGUUUCCGUGAUUAUUGGUAUAGUUCUUGGUAAACGAUAUUAGUUAAUUUGUGGUUGGUUUUUAAUUAUAUUGUCAAUGGCUUUCUUUUUUUUUUUUUUGGUGGAAAAAAGUUCUUUUUUUAUUUUUGGGUUUCUUUGGGGUAGGAAUGGGGUUUGAUU
Lactuca saligna is the source of this 3666-nucleotide messenger RNA. NCBI's taxonomy places the organism in Eukaryota, Viridiplantae, Streptophyta, Magnoliopsida, Asterales, Asteraceae. The record is from the annotation of a GenBank genome assembly.